Molecule: messenger RNA, 1014 nt
Organism: Funneliformis geosporum
Lineage: Eukaryota; Fungi; Glomeromycota; Glomeromycetes; Glomerales; Glomeraceae
Source: the annotation of a GenBank genome assembly
AUGGAUUUGCAUUUGAUGGUCUGGAUUGAUAACUUCACAUCCUUUUACAUGGGAGACAAAUACAGUGAUAUUCAAAUCUUUGAAUAUAUAAGAGGUUGUGAAAUCAAAUAUCCGUCAACCGAAGUAGAAUUUAAAGUCAAGACCGUCUUAAAAAUAUUUACACUUCGAGAGAUUCUCUUUAAUAGAACAAAAUCAAAUCCAGAUUUGAUGCAAAAAUUAAAUCUCAUUAGUUUUUUAUUAUUCAAGACAUUUAUAAAAUAUGAUGCUUCCUUACACAAGUUGCAUUUAAAUAUAAAAUUUAGUUACCCAAACCAACAUAUGAGCGAGUUUUAUGAAUUGAUUUUAAAUAAUCAAAAUUUCUUUUCAAAACUUAAAUAUUUUACGUUAGGAUUAGAAAAAAACAACAUAGUGACCCAGGAAUACCUGGAGCAAUCCAUCCUUUUUCAACAUUUCUUAUCCCACUUACCAAAGAUUUGCACAUCUAUCAAAUAUUUAGAACUUAAUAUCCCAUAUGAUAUUUAUAUUCAACUUUUAAAAGAGAUUAAAAAUUUAUUCAAAUCACAAAAGGAUCUAUUAAAAAUUCAAAGUGUUUAUGGUGGUAAAAAAAAUAAUUUGACAGAAUAUUUACCAUUUUGUUCAAAUACUCUGACAACUAUAAAUUUUUAUACCAUCUUUUUUAGUAAUGAAAUAUCCUUUAAUGGUUUGGAACGUUUAACGCAUAUUAAAUGCCUGGAGUUUCAACAUUGUGUUGAAGAAUUUUUUGAAUCUAUUAUUCAAAACUGCGAAAGGAUUAAAUUUUUUCAUUUAACCGCCAUUGAACAUAGUCAUAUACCACAAUUAUUUCGAUUAAUUACUUUAUUAAAUGAUCAUCUUAAAUAUCUUACUCUCGAAGAUUUUACCAAGGAAGAAUUAAGAUUUGAGGUGUUAACGCAAGAAAUUAAACAAUUUGUAACUAUGAAGGAUUAUAAGGAUUGGGUUAUAAAGCCGUCACUUCUUGAUGGAACUUUGAAUUGA